This is a messenger RNA of Pygocentrus nattereri (red-bellied piranha), 1939 nucleotides long. It is a transcript of the gene tm6sf2b, whose product is annotated as transmembrane 6 superfamily member 2. The transcript has 11 exons. Gene Ontology annotation, cellular component: endoplasmic reticulum membrane; endoplasmic reticulum-Golgi intermediate compartment membrane. Gene Ontology annotation, biological process: regulation of lipid metabolic process; lipid homeostasis. Bases 167 to 1291 code for a protein of 374 amino acids. Lineage: Eukaryota; Metazoa; Chordata; Actinopteri; Characiformes; Serrasalmidae. The record is from RefSeq and is a predicted model, not a curated record.
CUGAAAGCUCCUUUAGACUGGUCAGGUUGUUUUGUGGUACCAGUAAUGUGAUACACGGUGCACACAAGCCAGUGUAAUUCUGGAGAUCCUGAAGAGAGCACGCACGCUGUACAAAGUGUUGGUAGCGGAGACCCUAACAGAAUAAACUGUCCGUCCCUCACGCAAGAUGGUGCAGGAAAUAUGUGUUUUCUUCUUCUCGUUGACAGCCCUUGGGGUCCUUCACAUCAUGAACACUGUGCCAGCGUUUCAGGAGCCGACGGUGAUCAUGCAGACUGGACUGGCCGUUUUACUGAUUGUAUUCCUUUUGAUCUACCUCGCUUCCCGCUACAAUCCACCGAAGGAUCCUUUGUUCUACGUGUUUGCGGAAUUCUGCUUCACCUGUGUCAUCGACAUCGUAAGCGCUUUGGAAUAUGAUGGUUUUAUCUCGGGAUAUAUGGACUUCUACCAAAGGCUGGGGGAGCCGUACCUUGGGUCAGCAUAUGCUAUCAUGAUGUGCUACUGGGAUGGAAUAGUGCACUUCAUCAUCUACCUAGUGUUGAUACGCCGCAUGUCCAGCAGGAAGCCUUACCGCAAUUUGGGCCUAUUCUGGGCUGGAUCACUGUUGGCCAACAUGACUGUAUUUUUGAUGGGGAUAGUUGUUGGUAAAUACGGCUCAGAGAUCUAUCCUGCCUUCUGGAUCAACAUGCCUUUCUUGUUACUGCCUAUAUGGGGAGCCAUAUGCCUGUUCCAGAGGCCAAGUGACAUGCCUGCUGUGGCUGUAUCUAAGGCGGUGCGUGAACAGAAGAAAGCUCUGAUCUGGCGCCCUCUGGACCUCCUGCUUGUCAUCUAUCUUCUGGGUGCCAUGGGCUUCACGCUUUUCAGGGGAUUGGCAGUUCUGGAUUGCCCAGUGGAAGUAUUUACAUCAUACACAAAUCAGUAUGAGCCAUAUUUGAAGGAUCCCACGGGCUUCCCCAAGGUUAUGAUGCUGCUGCUCCUCUUCCAUGCUCUGCCACUGUUCAGCUUGUUUGUGUAUGGACUGAUAAUGCCUGGCUGCACCUGGAUGCUGGACUGGACCGUCUACGUUGCUGGUGCUAUCUUACAGACCCAGUGGUGUCACGUUGGAGCCUCUCUGCACCCACGCACCAGUGAAGCGUACCGAGCUCCUGAGUCAACCCUCCUACCCGUGCUCCUCCUUAACCUGCUGUACGCUGUGGGGCCACUGCUGCUUGCCCUGCGCUGCACAGGGGAUCCGGCCUACUUUCUGUCAACUGCACCUGUGGGUCAGGCCAACAAUGAGAAGAAGUGGAGUUAAACCGACCGUAUCUCAAACAAGACACGAAAAAGAUGAAUAUUACUCACAGUUCAAAAGAAAAUGUGCAUGGAAGAGCAAGGAAAAAGAAGAAGAGUUAGGUUUUACACAUAUUAAAACAUUAUUCCUCUGAUCUUCUAAUUGAAUAAUACAAUAUAAUGUAUUUUUAAUCAUAACACUAUCCAGAUUACGUCACCUCAGUGACAAAAACUGGGCUUUGCAUUUUUAAGCAGUGUCAUACUUUUAAGUAUGCAGUUGCAUAAACCGCACAGUUAGAUAUUGUGUUAACUAAUUUCAGAGCGAGACAAUCUCCUCAGGUGUUUUAGCAGCCCAGGUUGAGUGCAGAGGAGUUCUCUCCAGCGCUCACCCCUAAAAGCCAUUCAGAUGGUUGAGUGUACAAGACUCACCAUUUCUCCAGAGAAUAACUAAGAAUUUAAUGAAACUGAGAUUGUUUAACCACUUUUGUCUAGACAGGACCAUUAACAGAGCUCUGUUUAUUUAACCUGUGGCCUCCGAAACCAUUUUAUGAGGCAAUUUAUGUCGACUCAUCUGUUUGCGUCAGGGUUCUAGCCCAUUUCUGUCUACCACUGGUGGUUUUACAGAUGACCUAGUGAGCUGAAAUUCAAUAAAAGAAGCAAUUCUUAACUUUUA